Messenger RNA from Brassicogethes aeneus, 541 nucleotides. The record is from the annotation of a GenBank genome assembly. NCBI's taxonomy places the organism in Eukaryota, Metazoa, Arthropoda, Insecta, Coleoptera, Nitidulidae.
GCGUUCUGUCAAAGUAAAUAUAAUUUUGUCGGGUGCUCUUUUUUCAGUAAUAUAAAAACUUUAUUAAAUAAAGAGUAACAAUGACCUCAACCGCAAAUAAAGGAACUUUUCAACCGGAUUCAGAUGUGCACAUUACCUAUGAAGAUCAACAAAAGAUUAAUAGGUUUGCAAGAUUAAACGCCAAACUAGAAGAUUUAAAGGAUGAAGUUAGAAUUAAAGAGAACGAUUUCCAAAGUAUUGAAGAUGCAUGUGAUGAUAUGGAGUUGUUUGAUGAUGAUGAAAAAAUACCUUAUUUAGUGGGAGAAGUUUUUAUUUACCACGAUUUAGAAACUGCACAGAAAUGCCUUGAAGAAGCGAAGAAAAAAAUACAGCAAGAAAUUUCUGAACUUAAAGACAAAGCUAAGGAAGUUAAAGAAACUAUGAGUGACUUAAAAUCUCACCUAUAUGGCAAAUUUGGAGGUCACAUUAAUUUGGAAGCAGAUGAAGAAUAAUGUAUUGGUUUUAAGUAUUUAUUUUGUUUAAAUUAAAAUUUUUAAAAUAA